GGCCGUGGCUUGGGGGAGGAGAUUGGGUGAUUGGCAGCAACGUCGUGGGACCGCCAAGCUGGAAGCCGGAGUAGCCGAGGAAGACGCCUCGCUGCCUGCCUCGCUGCCUCGCGGCUGGGGCUGGGGAUUGAAACCUGCAACCAAGGUACAUGCCCUUGACCAGGAAUCGAUCCCGUGACCCUUUGGUGAGUGGGCUGAUGCUCUAACCACUGAGCUACUGGCAGGGCUCAAGUGUUUUUUAUGGAUCAUGCGCUGCUAUGUACGCCUGAAGUACUUGAAAUGCAAAUCUGGAGACACUUUGCCAUCUAAAUGCUUGGCUGGAUUAAGCGCCUAAUUAGGAUGGUUUUUCAACAGGUUGGAGUAAACAUGCAAUCGGUACUUUGGUCUGGGAAGCCAUAUGGUUCAUCUCGAAGUAUUGUACGGAAAAUUGGUACUAAUUUAUCUCUGAUCCAGUGUCCCAGAGUUCAGUUUCAGCUUACCAGCCCUACAACAGAAUGGAGCCCCAGUCACCCAGGAGAGGAUGCAGUGGCAUCUUUUGCUGAUGUUGGAUGGAUAGCCGAAGAAGAAGGAGAGUGCUCAACAAGACGAAGGACAGAGGUCAGGUCAAGGCAGCCCCUUCAGGAUGACAUUCCUUUCUUUGAGAAACCCCCAAGCAGGCAGCUGUCCUUACCAAACCUGUCUCCAGAAGAACCUCCACUGAAGACGCCCCUGGCGAACGAGGAAGCGCUGCAGAAGAUCUGUGCUCUGGAAAAUGAACUUGCUGCUCUCCGAGCUCAGAUUGCCAAAAUUGUAACCCUGCAAGAACAGCAAACUCUCACUGCAGAUUCUAGCACAUCUGUUACCACAGCACCACCUUCUGUCCCACCACCUCCCCCUCCGCCACCCCUCCCUCCACCAGCGCCCCAGCAGAACACAUCUGCUGUCGAUCUGAUCAGAGAGCGGAGAGAGAGAAAAGCCGGUGCUGGAAAGACGCUGGAUAAGCACAGCCCAAAGAAACCUGCUGUGCCAAACAUGCUAGAGAUCCUCAAGGACAUGAACAGUGUAAAACUUCGGUCGGUAAAAAGGUCAGAACAAGAUACAAAGCCCAAACCUGUGGAUGCUACUGACCCUGCUGCCCUCAUAGCAGAGGCUCUGAAAAAGAAAUUUGCUUACCGGUACCGAAGUGAUAGCCAAGAUGAGGCUGAAAAAGGAGUUCCAAGGUCUGCGUCAGAGGCCACUUCAGAAACAGUGCUGUUUGGGCCACACAUGUUGAAGUCUACAGGAAAAAUGAAGGCUUUAAUUGAAAAUGUUUCAAAUUCCUGAGAAACCUGGUUCAGCUGUUGGUUUGUUAGGCCCGUUUGGCUAAUAGAAAUCAACACUGUUUAGUAAAUACCUGAAUUUAA
Molecule: messenger RNA, 1382 nt
Organism: Eptesicus fuscus (big brown bat)
Lineage: Eukaryota; Metazoa; Chordata; Mammalia; Chiroptera; Vespertilionidae
Gene: MTFR1
Product: mitochondrial fission regulator 1
Exons: 9
Coding region: 310-1302 (330 amino acids)
Biological process (GO): mitochondrial fission; aerobic respiration
Cellular component (GO): mitochondrion
Source: RefSeq, a predicted model, not a curated record